AUGGGCACUUCAAGAAGCAGACUGAUAUCCGUCAAGGCAAGAGAUGGCUGUGAAGAUCCCCCAACAACUGUUGGAGCUCUCCACCCUGUUAUCCAUGGUCAGACACUCAAAUACAACAUGAAAGUUAGGUCUGGUAGAGGAUUUUUCUCGAGGAACUUCAGGCAUAUCCCUAAGAAACUGGCAUCAACAAUUGGUAUUGUUGUUGAUCAUUGUUGCAGGAAUCGUUCACCUGAGGAGCUUCAAGCUGAUGUUGGUGAGUGUGCCCCCGAGGAAUUGGCUACAGCAACACAAGUUGAUGCCUACAUGCCUGUUGUGCGUGACAAGCCAUCUGUAGAUCUUGUUAAGAGCACAGAAGCGCCCACAGCUGAUUUGGAUGUUUUCAAUCAGAAAAUAUUGACAGAAGAGCUUGUAUACAAGUAG
Messenger RNA from Solanum lycopersicum (tomato), 420 nucleotides. Its product is annotated as large ribosomal subunit protein eL13z-like. The record is from RefSeq and is a predicted model, not a curated record. Gene Ontology annotation, cellular component: cytosolic large ribosomal subunit; ribosome. Lineage: Eukaryota; Viridiplantae; Streptophyta; Magnoliopsida; Solanales; Solanaceae. Gene Ontology annotation, biological process: translation. Gene Ontology annotation, molecular function: structural constituent of ribosome; RNA binding.